AAUCUGGAACUGGACGCAGUGCUACCAGGGCCAUUUUUGCUUUUCGUCCAUUCAUACUCAUGUAUCCGUCGUCCUCGGAUUGAUGUCCUGUUGAGACAACUCGUAUCGCUUAUCGUCCUAAUCUCUUAAAGGUUCGCUGCUCCUGGGAGAGCCCUCGUCGUCUGUACGUACCUAAUUAGAUAGCUGUAUACCGUACUGGGAAGGAUGUACGAGUUCCGAGGAUGGACGUAACAUUAACUGUGAAGCUUUCCAAGAUAAUGCAAUUGCCAGCGUCUGACAGGAUUUUCAGUGCUGUCAAUUAUCGAAUAAAGUGACAUCGGCUCUACCCAACGUUGAUGGGGUAGUUACGAGAGAAGAUAGUCCGGAGAGUUGGCCAAAGUUUCGCCAAAGUGAUUCGGGAAAGGGAAAGAAGAAAAAAUAAAAAUGGACGGCAGAUGAAGAAAGAAAGAAAGAAAGAAAGGACAGAAGGUAGGAAAAGGGAGUUUUGUUAUAAUAAUGCCGGUGCCUCGCGUCGCGGGUUAAAGGUGUUGGUGGUCGAGACUGCUGGCUGGCGGUAACUCGUCGGCAAACGCUCACCGGUGUACGGAAAAGGAUCAAUGAGCAGGUUCAAUAACCUGAAAUCCACUUGACGAGUCCGACUACCUAUUGGUACGAACGACUGCGUCGUUUCACCAACCAAAAUAGAUAUUCAUUUUCCAAGAGUGCUAUUUUCCCAGCCAGACACAAAUCCAAUACCGAUGAUUUAACUGGUUAAGCUCGGGUCAAAGACCCGGGGGGGAGGGCCGUGUUCGCUCAAUCACGAGUCACGCGCGAAAUUUCGGCGUUAAGAAUUAUAUGCAAACGGUAAUUAAAGCUAAAGUCGAGCGUUCAAGUUCGAAACGUACGCGCGAUGAAAAAAAAAAAAAAAAAGUCGACCGCAAACGUUCGCCUUUACAAUUAUUAUCGAUAUAUUAUACGUUAUACGGAAUGCGAGUAGAUCCAUCAGAACGGAAGUUCGAAGCGGAAGAAAACAAUCGAAGAAGAAGAAGAAGAAGAAGAAGAAGAGGAGAAAAAGUAGAUAACCUUUGGUCAGCGUGACAGUAUCGCGAAAAAGUAAGAGAGCAGCAAGUGCGACCAAGUAUAGCUAGAUAGGUUGAUCGAUCGAGAUCUCAGGAUUCGAUCCAUCGAGGCGAUUCGACGCCGCCGAUGAUAAAUUACGUCGCGGCGAUCGUGAAAGAGGAUCGUAAAAAAUGGAGAAUGACGCGGAAGGGGAUUACCUGGAAGAGGAUGUCACGUGUUGUCAUCGAGUGACCAUAUUCCCUGCUGCGAUACGAAACAUAGUGGUAACGAAGCCUGUUAUUACGACGCGCUUCGGACUCGGGUCGAUCACCUGGGCGAAAUUAUUCCACUACGCGACUGUCGCGACCAUAGUGACGAUAAGUUGGGCGGUGCUGUACUUUAUAUUGAACGACACGAUGCUGCCGGGUAACGACGGCUUUGGUUUGUACGUUCUGGCGAUAUUCUCGUCGUGGCUCGGCUGGGGUUUGUCGUCGAUCCCGUACCUACAGCUGCCGCCGGUGUUCGGCAUGUUGCUCGCCGGUCUGAUCGUUCGCAACUCUGGUUUCUAUAAUAUUCACGAGGAGCUCGGCGUCGCCACCACCUCCAAGAUCAGAACGUUCUGUCUAACGUUCAUCAUGAUACGAUCCGGGCUUCAGCUGUCGACCACCAGCCUGACCAAGCACACGAUCUUCAUACUGAUCUUGGCCAUUGUUCCCUGCACGGUCGAGGUGCUCGUUCUCUCCGUUUGCUGUAGAUACGUUCUGUCCUACCAUUGGGACUGGUCCGUGAUGGCUGGGACGAUAAUCAGCUGUAUGUCGCCAGUGAUUACCAUGAACAGCAUCCUGGCUCUGGCCGAACGCGGUUACGGCGAGGACAACGGCCUCGCAACGAUCCUUUCCACCGCGGCAUGCAUCGACGUUGUGCACGUCAUCUCGCUGUUUACGAUCUGUUACUCGAUCGUCUUCGCCAACGACAAGUGUGGAAGCGAAUGGUGGUAUUACGUGAUGUCUGUCUGCGUUCGCGACACGAUACUGGGCAUUGUCACGGGAAUUCUUCUGGGCACUUGGUUCGUGUUUGUCCCCCAUCGCAGUCACAAAUACUCCAACUGGUUUCGAAUGAUCUGCUUGGUGCUCGGCUCGUUGAUGUUCACGACGUUCACCGCGAAGCUGACCAUCUCCGGUGGAGGAUACCUCGCCACCUUGGUCGCGUCGUUCGUCUGCAUGCUCGGCUGGAGAAUUCUCACCGUUUCCUUCGACUCCAUAUAUUUCCGACGAGCGAUCCACGUGAUUUGGCGGCUGGUUCAACCGAUUCUGGUCGGUGUUAUCGGCGCUGACAUUGAACUCGUCAAUUGGUGUCCAUCCAGAUUCGGACUUCACCUGUUGUGCAUCCUGAUCGGAUUGAUGGGAAGAAGUGCUGCUGCCUAUUUGACGACCUGGCGCACUUCGUUCACGUGGAAAGAACGAUUGUUCGUGGUAAUUUCCUGGCUGCCGAAAGGGAGUGUACAAGCAGCUUUGGGACCGAUGGCGUACGAACACCUGCGGAACGAAAAGUUCUCCGAGGAACUAGAAAUGGCCGAGGACAUUGUCAAAGUGUCGGUAGUCACCAUUCUGUUUCUGUCGCCGAUCGGAGCCAGUUUGAUCAGCCGUACCGGACCGAUUCUCCUUAGCCGCGCGACCGAGGAGCAACGUCAAAGAGAGCGCGAGAUGAGUUAUUUGCGAAUCCUCUCGUUUCUGCCUACGCCGGUGCAACCCCUGACAACCAACCAUCAACAGAACCUCUGAUACUCG
Frieseomelitta varia is the source of this 2825-nucleotide messenger RNA. Its product is annotated as sodium/hydrogen exchanger 9B1-like. The transcript is spliced from 9 exons. The record is from RefSeq and is a predicted model, not a curated record. NCBI's taxonomy places the organism in Eukaryota, Metazoa, Arthropoda, Insecta, Hymenoptera, Apidae. Bases 1230 to 2819 code for a protein of 529 amino acids. Gene Ontology annotation, biological process: proton transmembrane transport. Gene Ontology annotation, molecular function: antiporter activity. Gene Ontology annotation, cellular component: membrane.